Molecule: messenger RNA, 4885 nt
Organism: Zalophus californianus (California sea lion)
Lineage: Eukaryota; Metazoa; Chordata; Mammalia; Carnivora; Otariidae
Gene: COL21A1
Product: collagen type XXI alpha 1 chain
Exons: 33
Coding region: 935-3808 (957 amino acids)
Source: RefSeq, a predicted model, not a curated record
CAGAGUAGAAGAAAAUAUCUUCUCUACCCCUCCCUGGAACCCCUUGUACAGGCGGUAAGACACAGUGGCAAAUAUUAGGUUCAAGACUUGUUGGAAAACCUUGGGAGCCUGAUUUUUAUGAUUCUAGAAUUCUGCUAAAAGCUGCUUAUUUCUGACUAUAUCCAGCUGGCAUCUGCUAUGUUAGAGAUACAUACGCAAGAUAAGAACAAGAUACAAAGGCAAGAAACUUCCGAGUCUAGCAGGAAAAUGGGAGAAAUAAUACAAGAGGAAGAUUGGCCAUCUGAAUGCAUUGAAAUUAAGCCGACUUAUCUGUCUUUGGAAACUUCAGGAUUUUUUUGCUCUUAGGUCAAGUCAUGUGAUUGCUCUGGGGUGUACCACCUCUAGAAUCUGUGACUGGUGGAACGUUCAUUCCUUAAAGUCAAGAUAUCAUUGGAAGUCAUCCAAUUAUUCUACUAUAAAGAGUGAACGUUUUCAUAAAGGAAGUCCAGGGUUACCCUUCAAGCUCUGCAGGUGAGUGACAAGUGCUGCCCUCAGCCACAGUCAUUGUGUUCUGGAGUCUUCAUGCCCACAAAGCCCCAUGGAGAGAGAUGAAGUCCAACCCCUUGCCAUUAACUUACAUCUAUCAACUGGAUCCUACCACAAAAAUUGGGAUGCUAGACUUGAGAGAGCACAGUGUGAUUUUUAACUCUUCACUAUCUUCAUCUGAUUCUGAUUCAGACAAUGAGAGUCAAGAAUUUAGGAGCAGCUUGGCUGAGUGGUUCCAACUUGAGGUUCCCCAUGAAAUUACAGAACUGUGUCCGUGAAGCAGGAGUCUUGUUGCUGGUGGAGGAUUUGGAUUCAUCCGGCCAAGUGAUCAUGGAGUAGCGGACUAUGAGCUCAGUUAGCAGAGUUUGCUGGAAUCCUAAAACCAAAAUAUUAGAACGAAAACAGAAGCAUGGCUCACCAUAUUUCAUUUCUUUGGAUAGUUUUGGUCCUGCUUCUUCAGAAUUCUGUAUUAGCUGAAGAUGGGGAAAUAAGAUCAAGUUGUCGUACUGCUCCGACAGAUUUAGUUUUCAUCUUAGAUGGCUCUUACAGUGUUGGCCCAGAAAACUUCGAAAUAGUGAAAAAGUGGCUUGUCAAUAUCACAAAAAACUUUGACAUAGGACCGAAGUUUAUUCAGGUUGGUGUGGUCCAGUAUAGUGACUACCCUGUAUUGGAGAUUCCUCUUGGAAGUCAUGAUUCAGGAGAGAAUUUGAUGGCAGCAGUGGAAUCCAUACAUUACCUGGGUGGAAACACAAGAACUGGAAAGGCCAUCCAGUUUGCACUUGAUUACCUUUUUGCCAAGUCCUCACGGUUUCUGACUAAGAUAGCAGUAGUACUUACAGAUGGUAAAUCCCAAGAUGAAGUUAAAGAUGCAGCAGAAGCAGCAAGAGACAGUAAAAUAACAUUAUUUGCUAUUGGUGUUGGUUCAGAAACAGAAGAUGCAGAACUUAGAGCAAUUGCCAAUAAGCCUUCAUCUACUUAUGUGUUUUAUGUGGAAGACUAUAUUGCAAUAUCCAAAAUAAGGGAGGUGAUGAAGCAGAAACUUUGUGAAGAAUCUGUUUGUCCAACACGAAUUCCAGUGGCAGCUCGCGAUGAGAAAGGGUUUGAUAUUCUUUUAGGCGUGGGUGUAAAGAAAAAGGUUAAGAAAAGAAUCCUGCUUUCACCAACAAAGAUAAAAGGAUAUGAAGUGACAUCAAAAGUUGACUUAUCAGAAUUCACAAGCAAUGUUUUCCCCGAAGGUCUUCCUCCAUCGUAUGUAUUUGUCUCCACUCAGAGAUUUAAGGUCAAGAAAAUGUGGGAUCUAUGGAGAAUUUUAACCAUUGAUGGAAGGCCACAAAUAGCAGUUACCUUAAAUGGUGUGGAUAAAACGUUACUAUUUAUAACAACCAGCAUAAUUAAUGGCUCACAAGUGGUCACUUUCGCUGACCCUCAAGUUAAGACAUUAUUUGAUGAAGGCUGGCAUCAAAUUCGUCUCUUAGUAACAGAACAAGAUGUAACUCUGUAUAUUGAUGACCAACAAAUUGAAAACAAGCCCUUACAUCCAGUUUUAGGGAUCUUCAUCAGCGGGCAAACUCAAAUCGGAAAGUAUUCUGGGAAAGAAGAAACUGUUCAGUUUGAUGUCCAGAAGUUGCGCAUCUACUGUAACCCAGAACAGAACAACCGAGAGACAGCAUGCGAGAUUCCUGGAUUUAAUGGUGAGUGCCUCAAUGGUCCCAGUGAUGUAGGUUCAACCCCAGCUCCCUGUUUCUGUCCUCCAGGAAAGCCAGGACUACAAGGCCCCAAAGGUGAACCUGGACAGCCUGGGAACCCUGGCUACCCUGGACAAUCUGGUCAAGAUGGUAAGCCUGGAUAUCAGGGAAUUGCAGGAUCACCAGGUGUCCCAGGAUCUCCAGGAGUACAAGGAGUCCCAGGACUACCAGGUUACAAAGGAGAACCAGGGAGAGACGGUGAAAAGGGUGACCGUGGACUUCCUGGUUUUCCUGGGCUUCAUGGAAUACCGGGAUUAAAGGGUGAAAUGGGCCCCAAAGGAGAUAAAGGAUCAACUGGAUUUUAUGGCAAAAAGGGUGCAAAAGGUGAAAAGGGAAAUGCUGGAUUUCCUGGCCUUCCUGGACGUGUUGGAGAACCAGGAAGACAUGGAAAGGAUGGAUUAAUGGGUAGUCCUGGUUACAAGGGAGAAGCAGGACCUCCAGGUGCUCCAGGUCAGGAUGGAUCACGAGGAGAGCCUGGAAUGCCAGGAUUUCCUGGAAACCAAGGAUUAAUGGGACAGAAAGGAGACAUUGGGCCUCCAGGACCACUAGGAAAGAAAGGAGCUCCAGGGAUUCCUGGUUUGAUGGGACAUGAUGGCUCGCCUGGUCAGCCUGGAACACCAGGAUCUAAGGGAAAUAAAGGUGAACCUGGACUUCAAGGGAUGCCUGGGGCUUCUGGACUAAAGGGAGAACAAGGAGCAGUAGGUCCCGCAGGAGAACCAGGGUACCUGGGUUUGCCUGGAAUUCAAGGGAAAAAGGGGGACAAAGGAAGUCAAGGUGAAAGAGGCAUUCAGGGCCAAAAGGGAGAAAAUGGAAGACAAGGGAUCCCAGGGCAACAGGGAAUUCAAGGCCAUCAUGGUGCAAAAGGAGAGAGAGGUGAAAAGGGAGAGCCUGGUGUCAGAGGUGCCACUGGACCAAAAGGAGAGUCUGGGGUGGACGGCCUGAUGGGGCCUGUGGGUCCCCAGGGGCAGCGUGGGGAAGCGGGUCCUCAGGGACCUCCAGGAUUGGAUGGGAAACCCGGGAGAGAAUUUUCAGAACAGUUUAUUCGACAAGUUUGCACUGAUGUAUUAAGAGCUCAGCUACCAGUCUUACUUCAGAGUGGAAGAAUUCAAAAUUGUGAUCAUUGCCAGUCCCAACACGGUUCCCCUGGCAUUCCUGGGCCACCUGGUCCCAUAGGCCCGGAAGGUCCUCGAGGAUUUCCUGGUUUGCCAGGAAGAGAUGGUGUUCCUGGGUUAGUGGGUGCUCCUGGACGUCCAGGUGCCAGAGGAUUAAAAGGUCUACCAGGAAGAAAUGGGGCAAAAGGGAACCAAGGGUUUGGGUACCCCGGAGAACAAGGUCCUCCUGGUCCCCCAGGUCCAGAGGGCCCUCCUGGAAUAAGCAAAGAAGGUCCUCCAGGAGACCCAGGUCUCCCAGGCAAAGAUGGAGAUCAUGGAAAACCCGGAAUCCAAGGGCAACCAGGACCCCCUGGCAUCUGCGAUCCAUCGCUAUGUUUUAGUGUGAUUGUCGGAAGAGAUCCAUUUAGAAAAGGACCAAACUAUUAGUGUCUGAUGCCUCAUUCAGCAACCUAGGCAUGGUGCUUUUCUCUUAUGGUCUUUUGCAUCUCAGGAAGAUAACAACAGUAAUCCCUUGAAAAGAAACUAAAGUACCUCGGUGUUUUUAUUAUUAUUUUUUUCUUAAGGAAAAAUAUAUAAAAGAUCACAUAUACUGAUUCUAGAGACUGCAGUAAUUCAAGAGCCUUUAGAUUAGUAGCAUUAACUAAAUCUCAAGGGUUUCUUGUAAGUCCAUUUAUUUUUAUCAAAGUUGAAUCUUAACCCACCAUUGCCUGUUACCAGUCAAUUUCAGUCACUGUGAAAUAUUUCACAUUCACCCUCCAUGCAGCAGAGUAUUUGAGUUCAAUUUCAUGUCUGUGUGAAUUUCAUGUUUCAUAUCUCAUAGCACAUGCUUGUCACAUUAGCCAACACAUGUCUGGUGUCGUUGGAAAGAACAUCAGGGCUGACACUCGGCUAGGACCGACUGUGUUGCCCCACCAGCCAUUUACUCCAGUGUCUGUCCUAAUUGGGGAGGGACGGUGGACUGGUGGGCUUUCAGGGUUUUGAAUGAUCACCUCUGAAUGAGAUGAAAGUGUUUCUUAAGUACAUGUGCAAAUCCUCAAAUUAUCCUAAGAGACAGUAUUGAUUACAUGGGGAAUGGUCAAAAUUGUGUCACGUUAAAAAUAUGUUAGAAAAAAGUUUCACGGUACCUGGUCAGUAUGUUCCAAGGAAUUGCAGGUGGUUCAGGAAUGCUAAAAAGACUUCAUUCUUCACAUUUGCUUAGUAAUUGGAAUGUUUGUUGUAUGCCUUCAUCUUCCAUUUCGCUUAUUAUGUGUGUAUGUUCCUAUAUGUUAACUUUGAUUUGUAGCAAAGCUAAUGGGAAUAAAUGCUCUAGUCGAAAGGAAAGAUAACUCCACAGCUCCUAGUAUGUGUUGAUAUUUUUAGCAGACUUUAAAAUAUUAUGAACAGUCUUUGUGUACUGUACUUACUGCUUUUGUAAGGAACAUGUUUGAGAUAUUUCAUCCUAAUCAUGCUCUAAAUUUUGUUACAUGCUUGUUACUCAAAGUACAAUAAAGUUUUGUACAGGCC